UCCUCUUUGUAACUAACACGGACCUUCCCUUCGAAUCGAGCGAUAGAAAGGGAUUAAAAACCCUAGACAACUCCAAAGAAAAUCCCUAGACCAAAACUUGUGUAUUUUUGUUUUUAAUCGCUUCAACAAUUAGAUAUUGUUUCCUGUUCAUUUCGUUUCGGUGUUUUCUCUGUUUCAGAUAUAUCUAUCUGUGUUUUUGUUGUCGUUUUUUUUUCAGGAAAAAGAAACGAAAUGAUUGGAAGCUGAGUUUACAGAGAUUAAACGUGUAUUCGUAUUUUUGUGGGUUUGCGUGUUCUUACUCUAAUGUGUGGGUUUUGUGUUGUGAAAUUAGGGUUUCACAUAUCAUCUCCCUUUCCUUACGGAAGUUUAGGCUUUUGAGUGUUUCCUCGCCGCGAAUCCGACUAUUCCUGUGAGUGACUCUUAGUUGGAAAGAUGUCGUCACAGUAUCCCAUUCUUGGCAAUCGGCCAAUUGAUCAGUGGAAGGUUACAGAGCUAAAAGAGGAACUUAAGAGAAGGAAAUUGACAAUCAAGGGGCUGAAGGAUGAUUUGAUCAGACGUUUGGAUGAAGCUAUCCGUAUUGAAAUGGAAAGUGCUGGAAAUGAUGUGGAUAAUGUUCUUAAUAGUGGAACCCAACCUUUAGUUGGUGCAAGAGAUGUGCAGUCGGUGCCUGUUGCUGCAGAAACAGCUAAAUACCUUGCUGAUCAUGGUGGUAAAAAGAACAAGGAGCCAGAUAAGGUUGUGGUUCAAGUUGACAUUAAUGACAGUGUAGCAGCCUUGGAUCAAGAAAAAGUUGAGGAAGCUGGCUUCAGUGGUACUGAUUCUGGCAGGGUGGAAGAGAAGCUGGUUGUUCACACAACUGCCAUUGAAACCAGCGCUAAAGUAUCUGAGAUUGUGGUAUCUGAGGUAGCGUUGAGUGGGCAGGAUUUGGAGAAAUUUGAAACUGAGAAGGAGAGUAGAAACUCAAAGCCCCAACUGGAUAAUGAGGGUUCAACGCCCCAGCUUGGAAAUGAGGGUUCAACGCCCCAGCUUGGGAAUGAGGGGUCAACGCCCCAGCUUGGGAAUGAGGGUUAUGAGGGUUCAACGCCCCUGCUUGGGAAUGAGGGUUCAACGCCCCUGCUUGGGAAUGAGGGGUCAACGCCCCAGCUUGGGAAUGAGGGUUAUGAGGGUUCAACGCCCCUGCCUGGGAAUGAGGGUUCAACACCCCUGCUUGGGAAUGAGGGGUCAACGCCCCAGCUUGGGAAUGAGGGUUAUGAGGGUUCAACGCCCCUGCGUGGGAAUGAGGGUUAUGAGGGUUCAACGCCCCUGCUUGGGAAUGAGGGUUCAACGCCCCUGCUUGGGAAUGAGGGGUCAACGCCCCAGCUUGGGAAUGAGGGUUAUGAGGGUUCAACGCCCCUGCGUGGGAAUGAGGGUUCAACGCCCCUGCAUGGGAUUGAGAGUUUAAAGACUCCUGAGAGUGUCAAGCUCGACUGUUCUACCCCGGACAACCAGGUAUCUGAGGUCAGCCCUAUUUUUGGGUCUCAAGUAAAAUCUGAUUCUAUUUCUACUGAUUCUGUGUCAAUUAAUGAAAAGAAUGAACUAAAGGAUAAUGUAAUUACUGAUCAUGUCAAAUUAGAACUAGAUGUUGUUAAGCCUGAGAUGGUGGUACCAUCAUUCAGCAAUGUUGUCCCAGUUGGCGGUGAAUCACAUCCAAUGGAUGUUGAAGGGCCACUUGAGAACAAGACAUCUGAUGCAGAGAAAGAUGACAACAAUGCUACAGAUGCAGACAUAAGCAAGAAAAUUGAUGGUACGGAUGUAGGGUACUCGGAAAAAUUGAAUUUAGACCGAAGUUCUGGUGAUGAUUCCAUGGAAGAGGAUGUGCUGGAGGGUAAGCAAAUUGAUUGGAAGUAUAAUUCUGAAGAAGUCAACAAAAGUGGAGUACCUAUUGUGAAGGAGGAAAGUCAUGCUGCUGUUCUUGGGGAUUCUUUAUCUGGUGAGAAAAGGGAUGUCCAAGUUGAGAAUGAGAGUCAUCGAGCUGCAACUGUUGAGAAAAGAAAACUUGAUGAUGUCCAUACAGAUCAAGCAGCAGCAAAUAAUGAGCCAAUCAAGAGGCAACGUAGGUGGAACUCUGAAGGCCUCAAAGUUCCAGAGCCUCAGAGUACAAAUUCUACGCCUAACACUACUCCCAAGGAUGCUUUCCAGACAACUCCCAAGGACACUUUCCAGACUACCCCCAAGGACAAUUUCCAGUCUACUGGUUUGAAACGUAAUCUCUCUAGAUCAGACUCUACAAAUAGUGAUAGUACACCAAAGGAACGUGUUGUUCCACCAUCGCAAAAAGCUCCAUCUAAUUCACUUAGAAUUGAUCGAUUUCUGCGGCCCUUCACCUUGAAAGCAGUGCAAGAACUUCUGGGCAAAACUGGGACUGUUACUAAUUUCUGGAUGGACCACAUCAAGACCCAUUGCUAUGUUACUUACUCAUCAGUAGAAGAAGCCAUAGAGACAAGAAAUGCUGUGUAUAACCUGCAAUGGCCUCCAAAUGGUGGGCGUCUCUUAGUGGCUGAGUUUGUCGAUACUCAGGAAGUGAAAAUGCGGUUGGAGGCACCUCAAACUCCAGCUGCUCCUGCCAGUUCUGGUCCUACUGUUCCUCUAGCCCCUCCCACCUCGCAGCCGCAGCCCUCGCCCCGUCAGCAUAAUAGGCAGCAGCUUCCACCCCCACCUCCUCUCCCACCUCCACCACCUUUGUCGAACUCACCGGAGUCACGAGAGCGGGCUCAUCUUCCACCCCCACCUCCACUUCCAGAGAAAAUUGAUCCACCUAUUGUCACUUUGGAUGAUCUCUUUCGGAAAACCAAAUCAACGCCUCGGAUCUACUAUUUACCAUUGUCAGAAGAUCAAGUUGCAGCAAAACUUGCAUCCCAGGGCAAAAACACCAAGCAGUAGGGGAUCAGGCUAUCUAACUUAUUGCUAGCUGCUCAAUGGAUUUUCUUAUGGGUUGGUCGGUGUGUUAGAUAAUGAUGGUAAGAAAGUAUCAUGUGAUUGCAUCUUUGCAGGUCUGCAGGUGUUGCUUGUCGGAAGGAAAUGUACCGGGCAAGCAGAAGCAUCCAGUUGGUAGAUGGGUUUGGGUUUUUGCGAGAGGAGUGCUUUGAUUUGAGGUUAAGUUAUAUCUAGUUUAGAAUAUCCUUCAAAGUUAAGAGCUCUCUUUGAGUGGACAGAUUUACCUUCUAGAGCAGCUCGUUUUCCUGUUGAACUGGAGUUUCUAUUUUGUGAACUUUUGAGUUGCUAGAGAGUCUAAUUUCUAUUGGAUAUGUCCCCCUUUAAAUAUAGAGAUGCCGUUUGAAGUUGGGGAUCUCCAUGUUGAUGGGUGUCCCAGAUUCUUCGGGCAUUGAAUCCGCUAUUAUUAUUAUUAUUAUUAUUAUUAUUAUUAUUAUU
Carya illinoinensis is the source of this 3408-nucleotide messenger RNA. Its product is annotated as apoptotic chromatin condensation inducer in the nucleus-like. Gene Ontology annotation, molecular function: nucleic acid binding. The transcript is spliced from 5 exons. Bases 433 to 2919 code for a protein of 828 amino acids. NCBI's taxonomy places the organism in Eukaryota, Viridiplantae, Streptophyta, Magnoliopsida, Fagales, Juglandaceae. The record is from RefSeq and is a predicted model, not a curated record.